This is a messenger RNA of Serendipita indica DSM 11827, 615 nucleotides long. NCBI's taxonomy places the organism in Eukaryota, Fungi, Basidiomycota, Agaricomycetes, Sebacinales, Serendipitaceae. The record is from the annotation of a GenBank genome assembly.
AUGACCACGACAACGGAAACAUUAGCAAAAGAGGCUGAAGCAGAAAUUCAGACGCUCGCGGAUAAGGAUGCGGAUUCAACAGACUCUAACAUUCGUUACAUGGCCUAUGGAAGUCGGUUACGCACGGCCCUUGUAGCGUCGUCACGCUAUGUAGCCUACACGAGUGAUGUCGGCGAGGCAUUCCGACCGGUCGUUCACCCCCGGAUUGUUACAGCUGCUUAUGGCAUAAGCUGGCUCUACCUCACUGGAGACGUUGGAUAUGAAGCCUACAAGGCUUAUCGACGAGGACCUUCGGCAUUGGAUCGCGCCGAUGGAUUCUCUGAACGGACGAGAAUCGGAAUGGUCGCUGUUCAACGGGCUGUCUUCCAGUCCAUAGCAUCUAUGGCACUCCCAGCGCUGACGAUCCACACCGUUGUCGCGCAGUCGGGGCGACUAUGGAAGAACGCUAAGAACCCACGCGCCAGAGCGUGGGGUCCUACAUUGACCGGCCUGGGCGUUGUGCCAGCACUUCCUUACUUGUUUGAUCAUCCAGUAGAGCAGGCGACAGAAAAGGCGUUCGACUGGAUCAAGGAGCAACUGGCCAAGAGUAACGGCAAGGGCCACAAAGAGCUUUGA